This is a messenger RNA of Colletotrichum spaethianum, 267 nucleotides long. RefSeq lists its product as uncharacterized. Lineage: Eukaryota; Fungi; Ascomycota; Sordariomycetes; Glomerellales; Glomerellaceae. The transcript has a single exon. The record is from RefSeq and is a predicted model, not a curated record. Bases 1 to 267 code for a protein of 88 amino acids.
AUGGACAGAACCUCGUACGCCCCCUCCACCUUCUCCGAGACCUCGACCGUCUGCUCCUUUGAGAAAGAGCCAGAAGUCGUCUCCGAAUCGGCCGCCGCAGCACCGAAGGAACGCCGCUCCGUGAGGCAGCGGGUCAAGAAGGCGCUCCGCGACGUCGGCCACCCGCCCACCUACCGCUACGACCUCGAGCACGGCAUCCAGACACAAAGGACGGUCCCCGUCGGGCCCAUGGGCUGUAACGUCCUCAACAUGCCGUCGCGCAUGUAG